Messenger RNA from Rhipicephalus microplus (southern cattle tick), 1040 nucleotides. Its product is annotated as 3-oxoacyl-[acyl-carrier-protein] reductase FabG. The record is from RefSeq and is a predicted model, not a curated record. Gene Ontology annotation, molecular function: oxidoreductase activity. Lineage: Eukaryota; Metazoa; Arthropoda; Arachnida; Ixodida; Ixodidae.
UCAGCUGGCUGCGCAGCAUGCCUUCACGCGGCAACGCGCUGGGAGUCAUCAGUUGACACUACAACACCGCGCCGCUAGGUUGUUUCAGUGAACGCACUUGUCUCUCGAACAGACUUUCUACAUUCGCCCUCACGAUGCCCGACCUAAGGGGUAAAGUGGCCAUCAUAACGGGUGCUUCUUCGGGUAUUGGAGAAGCCACGGCCUUGUGUUUUGCCUCCCACGGCUGCUGGCUUACGCUGACAGCACGGAACAUACCGGCCUUGGAGAAUGUGGCGGAGGCGUGCCGUGCAAAGGGGAUUCCCCAUGACAAGGUUAUUGUGGCACCCGGAGAUAUAACGAUCGAGGACGACAUUCGUGCUGUAGUCGAGAAGACCGCAAAGCACUUUGGGCAAAUCGACAUACUGGUGAACAACGCAGGGAUACCCAUGCCAAGGACCCUCGAAAGUUCUACACUGGAUGACUACAACCUCGCCUGGCAAACAAAUUUUCGCGGUCCACUCUUGAUGAUAAAAUACGCGAUGCCACAUUUGCGUCGAACCAAAGGCAACGUUGUGAAUGUGUCAAGCGUGGCGUCGACAAUAGCGGCGAAUAGUGCAACUCCUUACUGCGUGGCAAAAGCAGCACUGGAUCACCUGUCGCGAUGUGCGGCGCUGGAGAAUGCUCGGUUCGGGGUUCGUGUAAACACUGUGACUCCAGCGGUCAUCAAAACACCCAUAGGAAAACAGCCUGGUGUCUCCUUGGAAAACCACAUGCGCAAGCUGGAGCUAACCGGCGUCGAUCACGCCUUGGGGAGACCGGGUACCCCGGAAGAAGUAGCCCGCUGCAUCGCCUUCCUGGCCUCGGAUGACGCCUCCUUCGUCACGGGCAUCACGAUGCCAGUCGACGGAGGACUGAUGCUAUUGUCAUCUCUCAACUGCGGAAGUGUUUCAGUAUUGACCCAGAAAUCUGCUUGACAGCUAAUCCCAAUACAUGCAGGGAGAAAGCAGGAGCUUGAGCUACUGUGAAAAAUACAUUAAAGUUGAAUUUGCAUUGGUUAUGCA